Molecule: messenger RNA, 914 nt
Organism: Chrysochloris asiatica (Cape golden mole)
Lineage: Eukaryota; Metazoa; Chordata; Mammalia; Afrosoricida; Chrysochloridae
Gene: STX1A
Product: syntaxin 1A (brain)
Exons: 10
Coding region: 48-914 (288 amino acids)
Biological process (GO): exocytosis; synaptic vesicle fusion to presynaptic active zone membrane; intracellular protein transport
Cellular component (GO): synaptic vesicle; endomembrane system; plasma membrane
Molecular function (GO): SNARE binding; SNAP receptor activity
Source: RefSeq, a predicted model, not a curated record
UGCGGACCUCGCCAGCUGCAGCCGGCGCCUCCGCCACUCCCGGGAGCAUGAAGGACCGAACCCAGGAGCUCCGCACGGCCAAGGACAGCGACGAUGAUGAUGAUGUCACUGUCACUGUGGACCGAGACCGCUUCAUGGAUGAGUUUUUUGAACAGGUGGAGGAGAUCCGUGGCUUCAUUGACAAGAUCUCGGAGAACGUGGAGGAGGUGAAACGAAAGCACAGCGCCAUCCUGGCCUCCCCCAACCCCGAUGAGAAGACGAAAGAGGAGCUGGAGGACCUCAUGGCCGACAUAAAGAAGACAGCCAACAAAGUUCGUUCCAAGUUGAAGACCAUUGAGCAGAGCAUCGAGCAGGAAGAGGGACUCAACCGCUCAUCCGCCGACCUGAGGAUCCGGAAGACACAGCACUCCACACUGUCCCGGAAGUUUGUGGAGGUCAUGUCGGAGUACAACGCCACGCAGUCUGAUUACCGGGAGCGUUGCAAGGGCCGCAUCCAGAGGCAGCUGGAGAUCACUGGCCGGACCACCACCAGUGAGGAGCUAGAGGACAUGCUGGAAAGUGGAAACCCAGCUAUCUUUGCAUCGGGGAUCAUCAUGGAUUCCAGCAUCUCGAAGCAGGCGCUGAGCGAGAUUGAGACCCGGCACAGUGAGAUCAUCAAGCUGGAGAACAGCAUCCGAGAGCUGCACGACAUGUUCAUGGACAUGGCCAUGCUUGUGGAGAGCCAGGGUGAGAUGAUUGACAGGAUCGAGUACAACGUGGAGCACUCGGUGGACUAUGUGGAGAGGGCCGUGUCUGACACCAAGAAGGCCGUCAAGUACCAGAGCAAGGCCCGCCGGAAGAAGAUCAUGAUCAUCAUCUGCUGCGUGGUCCUGGGCAUCGUCAUUGCCUCCACCUUCGGAGGCAUCUUUGGAUAG